AUGAGCUACUGGCGGCGCCCAGAUCCGCCGGGGACCAUCAACCCAGCGAAGCUCUUCGAGGGAGCCGGAACAUCGUCUGGAACCUUGUUCGGAGCCUCUGACACGCUGAAAGCUCCUGAAGCCCCCCAAAGCUCUCCCUCAACAGCACUAGCGGCGAAGAUACCUCGUUCUGUCGCUCCUCCUCUUCCCCGGAUAUCCUCCGACUGCGAACCUGAACACGAUAUUGUGGUACGUGGGUACUCCAGCCAUCGGUAUAUCCAAGAGGAGUUUGAGGACAUUCAAGUCGUGAAGUAUUGGUCGCCUGCUGUGAAGCUGAGGCACACUUCGCACCGUGGCCAUUUUCGGAGUCAUACUCAGAAUGGGGUACGAAUACGUGUUCCCGUUGAUCUGGGAGCAGCUCGAGAUGCUACGGUCGUAAUACAUCGGGCUACGGCGUCGAUAUAUGAUGCUUACCUGCUCCGGGCCGACAUUAUGAAGAACGUGAACAAUUUCCGGAGGCAUCAAAUAGUAUUCAGCCCAGAGACCAAAACGUACACUCUCUUGAUCCGAGAAGGUCGCAUCGGGCUCCAGGGCAUUGGCCGGCAGGAAAUUGUGUCAACUGAUGUAAGAGUAGUCAUGAGCAGGUUCCGUAAGAUCUUCCGCGACAACACGGGCCUGGUGUGGACCAACAGAUACGAACCACCCAGAUUGAUGGACGAGAAAUUUGUGUUCGUCGAGCUAGAGUACCGUGGGACCGUUGCACGCCCCAAGGAAUUCCCAAACUACGCCAUGCUCGACGUCAAGGUCAAUGAGGAAGUGAGGAAUCUAAUGGAGGACAUGCUCUAUGGUGGCCCAGUGCGGCAAUGCAACGGUGGCGAGAACCCAGGCACGUCGAGUUUCUCCGCAUUCAGCGCUCCGUAUGAGCAGCUCAGCCCCUGGACCAUUUUCUUGGCGUUCAAGACUCUUGAGCGUAUCUGGAAACAUCUCGAGCCCGGACGCCCCAUUCGCUGGAAGCUGGUUCUCAGAGAAUCGUCGCGAUACCGCAGCCAGAUCCCCUUCUGCGCAGAGUACGACCGACCCCCGGUAAUCUCAAGCUACCACGCUAUUUUCCUCGAGCUCAAGUUCCUGCACUCACUCUGGCCACGGCAGGAUAUAGCCAACUCGAUGAUCGAGAUUCACCGCCGGGGGUCCCUCCAGCUCAACGCUUAUAAGGCCCUUGCCCAGCCGCUGUACCAGGCCUACAGCUCUUUGCGACAUGGUUUUCGCCGCCUGACAGAUACUUCGACGUCCGAGUUCCGGGAGCUCAAGAACUAUCUUGAAAAUUCCUGCCAUCACAAACAUUACCUGACCAUGGAACUCAAGGAGAUCUACCGACUCUUCGUGAAGACUAAUCUUCCGAACCCGUACCGCACCCGGAUCGAGGCCAAGCAAGGCAUCGACGUCUGUGACGAGGAGAGGCUCCUGCUGUGGCACGGCACACCGCUCGACUCGCUACUGGGUAUCCUCGACCUCGGCCUACAGAUCCGCAGGCGAGGAAGUAGCUGGACGGGGACCAUGUUCGGCAACGGAAUCUACCUCGCCGAUGCGUCGAGCAAGUCGGCGGGCUUCUGCAAGCACCGAUUGUGGAACGGAGAGGCGGUGCUGCUGUUGUGCGAGGCUGAUGUCGGGUUGCCGCGGAUCCGGAGCCAGCACAGCAUGUACAACGGGCACGAUGUCAUCCAACGGUCGGGCGGGCUACACAGGUGUAUUGAGGGGCUUGGCAAGGUCGGGCCCAUGAAGUGGAAAAGGCCUGAUACGACCGUUCCGUACAGUGAUACCUAUUCAGGAGGAACCCUGGGUUUCAAUGAGUAUGUUGUCUACGAUCCUUCGCACGUACUUAUACGCUAUCUCUUUCGGGUGAAGGUCACGGGAAUCUCAUGA
This is a messenger RNA of Endocarpon pusillum Z07020, 1899 nucleotides long. RefSeq lists its product as uncharacterized. The coding region runs from base 1 to 1899 and encodes 632 amino acids. Lineage: Eukaryota; Fungi; Ascomycota; Eurotiomycetes; Verrucariales; Verrucariaceae. The transcript is spliced from 3 exons. The record is from RefSeq and is a predicted model, not a curated record. Gene Ontology annotation, molecular function: NAD+ poly-ADP-ribosyltransferase activity.